AUGGAAUGCCAUAAAAAUUCCAAUCCUAUUCUAUGCGGCGAAAAUGUCAACGGAUUUUUCAUCUGUCCUAAUAACUGCGGUAAAAAAUAUAAGUACAGGCAAGGACUCCAAAGGCAUUACCAGUUCGAGUGUGGAAAAGAGCCUCAGUUCCAAUGUGAACUAUGUUAUAAAAAAUUCAGUCAAAGUACUACUUUAAAAGCGCAUUAUGGAUUUGUUUAUCAUUCUCAUCAACCAUCGCAAGUCUCAUAUUCUGAACAGUACGAUCAGCAAUUUUAUUACUGUCCGAAUAAUUGUGGUAAACGGUACAAGUAUAGAAGUAAUGGAAUUCAAUUGGCUGAUAAUUUCAACGCUGAUGGAAGUGGUUCGUUGGGAUACCAUUUAUGCCCCAAUAACUGUGGCAGGAAGUAUAAAAAUAAACGCAGUAUUUAUGUCCACUUGAAGUACGAAUGUGGUGUUGAGCCUCAGUUCAAAUGCAACAUUUGCGAUCGUAAAUUCAGCCAGCCGGUUACAUUGAGGAAUCAUCGUGUCAUGGUGCACAAAGUCAUUUGUACUGCUUUCAUUGAAGCACUGGCCAACCACAAUGUCAAUCAGUAUCAUUAUUGUCCCAAUAACUGUGGAAGGAAAUACAAAUAUGCCAGGGGUCUAAGUGAACACAUGAAGUACGAGUGUGGCAAAGAACGCCAGUUUCAGUGUAACAUUUGCUGUAAGAAAUUUCGCCAUCGAUCGCACCUGAAAACCCAUUCAAUCGCUGUCCACGAGAUGAUUUAAAAGCCCAUCAGCCAUCAUGGAAGAAUUUUUCUCCUCUUUUUUUUUCAUCAUGUGUUGUGGUUAUUUUAGCUCUUUAAGAUUGUCAUUUAAGAGGUACUCAUUUUUUCCUAAUUUUCAUUGUUAUUAGAAGCACAAAUUAUCUCUCCCUUUUAAUUUUUUUUCAUGUAAUAGUUUAGGUGGUCUUAUUUAUUUACACUUAUCAGCUGGAUUUUCCCAUUGUUGUCGAGAGGUAUUGACCUGAGUAUUGCAUUGAGGCUCUACAUUUUGCUUUAUUGAAUAAUAAGAUUGAUUAGCAACUAAGCAAGUUGAAAAAAAUAAUAGUAAUGUAGUAAAUUCAAACCGUGAAAUCAUGAAAAUUUAAUAAUUGUUAUAAGUAAUUGACUGCCAUACCUUGUCUUUUAGAAGCUCGUUGAUAAGGUAUAAUAUGAAUUUAUUACUUCAAUGAUCUUCAAGGUGUGUAUGAGGCAGAGGGAAAAUGGCAAUAAUUGAAGUACCUACCUGAAAUAUACCAUGACAUGGCCUUGUGCAAUGAUCUCCCUUGCAUGGGCAUAUUCAUCACAUUUUCUAGCUUUCUAUUAAUUGUCAUUGUUAAGCACAAGUACCAUUGUGUAAUGGGUAUACAUUUAAUGAUAGUGCCUUUGAGAAUGACACUUGUAACAGAAACUAUUCUUUAAAAAAAUGAAAAAAAUAAAAUUCCAACUCGCUACUAGAAAAUUUAUUCUAGAGCCACAAAAGAGGGGUAUUUUGUGUGAAAAAAUUUCAAAUUGUAUUGCCACAGAAAAGUCUAUUUUAAAAUCAACAUAAAGAGUGCAUUAAAAUUUGAAAUUUUACCAAAGGUAAGUGAAACCCCCUAUUUAAAAUCCAAAAUUAUGGGAGAAUUUAUUUAAAAUUCCUAAAAAUCAAAAAAUAUAUAGAUGAAUUACUUACUAACUUAACACUAUUGACAUAGGUAAUAAGCAUAAUUUUUUUUUUAGAGAAAAGUUGCACCACUUGUAACAGUAAAACACAAAUGCAUAUCUGCAGUACGCUUAUAGUCUGUCUUUAUCAAAAUUGUACCUGAGGGAUUUCCUUGCAGGGCCCUAAAGAUUUCAGUUUGUUGUUGUAAAAUUGUAGUAAUCAAAUCCUAGUCACCUCCUUACCUCAACCUUCUCCUGUUCCUUGACCUCAAGAUCUAGAAUACUCAUCUAUAAGAUAGCAAAUACCACUCAAUAAGUUAGUGUACUUAUAUUUUUACUCAGGUAGUACAAUAAAAAG
This is a messenger RNA of Planococcus citri (citrus mealybug), 2022 nucleotides long. RefSeq names its product zinc finger protein 845-like. Bases 1 to 768 code for a protein of 255 amino acids. Gene Ontology annotation, cellular component: nucleus. Lineage: Eukaryota; Metazoa; Arthropoda; Insecta; Hemiptera; Pseudococcidae. Gene Ontology annotation, biological process: regulation of transcription by RNA polymerase II. The record is from RefSeq and is a predicted model, not a curated record. The transcript is spliced from 5 exons. Gene Ontology annotation, molecular function: RNA polymerase II transcription regulatory region sequence-specific DNA binding; DNA-binding transcription factor activity, RNA polymerase II-specific.